AUGCUCGACCUCCAAAACAAAGUCGUCCUGAUUACCGGCCUCGGCCAAACCAGCGACGAAGGCUGGGGCAUCGGCGCCGCCAUCGCGACGCUCUUCGCACGACAAGGCGCAAUCAUAUACGGCGGCAACCGGUCCCUGGCGUCGGCUACUCGAACCCAAGCUCGGAUCCAGAACGAAGGAGGGAUAUGCGACGUGCAAGAGACAGACGUGACGAGCGCCGCAUCGGUGCAGGGACUCGUGGACAGCUGCAUGGCGCGACACGGCCGCAUCGACAUCCUCGUCAACAACGUCGGGCGAUCCGAACCCGGCUGCCCGGCCACCAUGUCAGAAGAGACUUGGGAUUCACAGAUGGACAUCAACCUGAAAAGUGUCUACCUGACAUGCCAUGCCGUUCUGUCCAUCAUGGAGCGGCAAGAGACGGGCGGCGCCGUCGUGAACAUCGCCAGCAUUGCGGGUUUGCGAUACAUUGGAAAGCCUCAGGUGGCGUACUCGGCAACCAAGGCGGCCAUUAUGCAGUUCACCAAGGCGACUGCCGUGGUGUAUGCCGGGAAAGGAGUGCGGUUGAAUACGGUCGUGCCGGGGUUGAUUGCCACGCCGUAUACGAAGGCGCUUGCGACGAGGUACGCGCCGGGGGGAGACGAACAGGCGUACAUGGAGAUGCGAGAUGCGCAGGUGCCGACAGGACGCAUGGGCGAUGCUUGGGACGUGGCGCAUACGGCGUUGUUUCUGGCCGCGAAUGAAUCGCGAUACAUCACGGGGCAGGAGAUUGUGGUCGAUGGAGGCAUCACUUCUUCGACAGGGAGAGUUUGA
This is a messenger RNA of Aspergillus steynii IBT 23096, 810 nucleotides long. RefSeq names its product SDR family NAD(P)-dependent oxidoreductase. The transcript has a single exon. Gene Ontology annotation, molecular function: oxidoreductase activity, acting on the CH-OH group of donors, NAD or NADP as acceptor. The coding region runs from base 1 to 810 and encodes 269 amino acids. The record is from RefSeq and is a predicted model, not a curated record. Lineage: Eukaryota; Fungi; Ascomycota; Eurotiomycetes; Eurotiales; Aspergillaceae.